GAAAAGUCGAAAAAAAGAGAAGAGUCGAAAAGCUGAAGUGAGGAUGACUACUCGGUUUUCUCGGUGAGGGUCGCGGCUUGAACGGAUUUCUUCAUGAACGUCCAGGUAAACGUGCUGUACUUUGCUAAGAGUGCGGAGCUAGCCGGUGUGAAGUCGGAGCGUCUCACCGUGCCGCACCAGAUCGUCAGCCGCCAGCUGUGGCAGGAGAUCGUCAGAGCACGCCCCAGCCUCGGUGUGCUUCAGGGUCAGGUGGUUUUAGCAGUGCGGCAGCAGUACGUCGCCAUUGACAGUGAGCAGCCAAUCAUACUCCAGGACGGCGACGAGGUUGCCGUGGUCCCGCCCCUCAGCGGAGGAUAAGAACCAA
This is a messenger RNA of Lampris incognitus (smalleye Pacific opah), 364 nucleotides long. It is a transcript of the gene mocs2, whose product is annotated as molybdopterin synthase sulfur carrier subunit. Lineage: Eukaryota; Metazoa; Chordata; Actinopteri; Lampriformes; Lampridae. The coding region runs from base 94 to 357 and encodes 87 amino acids. The record is from RefSeq and is a predicted model, not a curated record. The transcript has 3 exons. Gene Ontology annotation, cellular component: cytosol. Gene Ontology annotation, biological process: Mo-molybdopterin cofactor biosynthetic process.